Messenger RNA from Danaus plexippus (monarch butterfly), 961 nucleotides. RefSeq lists its product as uncharacterized. The coding region runs from base 241 to 915 and encodes 224 amino acids. NCBI's taxonomy places the organism in Eukaryota, Metazoa, Arthropoda, Insecta, Lepidoptera, Nymphalidae. The record is from RefSeq and is a predicted model, not a curated record. The transcript has 4 exons.
AAUAUAUAAAUCUAAAAACUAAUUAAAAGAUUCAUUUAUUGAAGAUAGAACCGAAUAAAACGUAUUCUAAAAGUUUUUUUAAUAAUGAAUAUGUUUAUUUAUAUAUUAAGUAGAUUGUUAAAAAAGGUUCAUUAAAAAUGUCAAGGAUACGUCACAAUAUUUUUAUAUAUCUUAAAUUUUACGUAAAUUAUGUGAUAAAUCAAAAAAUUUUAAGCCAAAUGAUUAAAUUUUCUGGUCGCAAUGCUAACUAAGCUCUGUAAUCUUGCCGUUUACAGCGCUACUUUCCUCAGUCUUUUUGCCAUCGAUUACGUUUUGGGAAAUGGUUUAACAGAUAUAAUACAGAGGUUCGGUUGUAAAAUGUUCUGUUUAGUUAAAAGUUCUAUAAACGAAGAGUCGAAAAAGGUUAAGGAGUUUGACGGAGACCAUAACUCUAGCAAUUUUCCGGUUCUGUGUGCUGAAAUCAUGUGUCUAGGUGCGACAAUAGUGUUCUUAAACAAAUACAAGCAAAUACGCGGCAAGGACAGAAUUGAUGAGCUUCUGCAGGAGAGUAGGGAGGCGUUGCGACAAACCAACGAGUUUCUUGAGAAAUGGAGGCUGAGACGGGUACCUAAGGACUGCUCCUAUUUGGAUGAAGAGCCUCAGGAGAUAACACCCUUGAAGCUUGAGGUGCCAAUACUUCACAUGGCUAUAGUUGAUACGCUUGGAACAACGCGGAAUCAACCAGAAAGAGGUGAUGCUGGAGACACCGUCAACAUCACAGACUCCACCUUGUUGUCGAUGACAUCUAUACUCAAUGAUGACCUUGAAAUGAUAACUGAUCAUCCACUUGAAGACAACAGCGAUACACACAGCUUCGUGUACGGAAAUCGACGCUUGUGGGACUUUUUGGAAGAAGAUUUGGCUUCUGAAAAUUGAAUGUCCUUUUUGUUUUAUUUAUUAAAAUAAUUUAUUUUCUAACAUA